Pollicipes pollicipes is the source of this 669-nucleotide messenger RNA. Its product is annotated as receptor-transporting protein 4-like. The transcript is spliced from 6 exons. Gene Ontology annotation, biological process: protein insertion into membrane; protein targeting to membrane. Gene Ontology annotation, molecular function: olfactory receptor binding. The record is from RefSeq and is a predicted model, not a curated record. Bases 1 to 669 code for a protein of 222 amino acids. Lineage: Eukaryota; Metazoa; Arthropoda; Thecostraca; Pollicipedomorpha; Pollicipedidae.
AUGUCUGACAACGGCUUGGUGGCUGUGCACGUGCGGCACGAGUCCUAUACGGUGGAGCCCGCCUUCCCAGGCCCGAUAUGCGUGCUCUAUGUGAAGGACCCCGCCGGCGUGCUGCACGUCUGUGUACCCAUCCAGGAGUUCGGCUCCCAGGUGGAAUAUGGCAUGUAUGUGGUGUGGGUGACCAGUUUCGCCGAGCUCUUCAACCAGACGGGCCAUCACUGGGCGCUGGUGCCGCAGCCGCCGUCCACGCCGAAGCCCGACCGCAUCUGGCGGUGCUACAGCACGUCCGCCAAGAUCCGAUUCCGCUGUGACCGGUGCGGCAACAAAUGGACGUCAAUCCAUGGCCAGGUGUCCUUCCAGUACUUUUUGCGCAAAGGAUCGGGCGCGGGCACCGUCUUCUUUCAGCUGUUUGGCCAGAAGUGCUCCGUGUGCGUGCGCCAGCGGCUGCGCGAGCGCGUCUCUGCCACUGCGACCACCGCCGUGUUGCUGGAGCUGUACGUCCAGGUCACCAGCAAGCUGUACCCGGAUCUGCCGCGCGUGGUGCCGCCGUCCGGCCAGCAGCGCCGCUUCGGUCAGCCGCAACAGCAGCACGAUCUCAGCCUGUGCCAGGGCUGCGCGGCCGGCAUCUGCCGUAUGAAGCGGCGCGGCCGGAGGGUAGUGCGAAAGUGA